UGGGGUCAGGGUUUCAUGGGGAGGUCAGCGCCAGUGCCUCUCACCUUGGAGUAUAUAAGAGCCGCGGCCCGCCUCCUGAAGCACUCACUCUCCUCUCCCACACUCCCUGCAGAAAUGAAGCUCAUCGUGUUCGCAGCCCUGGUCGGCGUGUGUCUGGGGGCCAAGCUGCCUGGUCACGUGGAUGGCGGCCACGACGGCCACCACAGCGAGCACCACGAGCACCAUGACGCGGGCUUCGUACAUCACGGGGACAUCCACCACGACCGCCCGCCCGUGGCCAUCCUGUUCGACGACCGCCAGGCCCCAGCAGACGGCUCCUACGCUACCAACUUUGAGACCGAGGAUGGCGUGAGGGUGACAGAGAAUGGCCAGCCUGGAUCAGCGGGGCAGGGCAACGUGGAGGGAUCCUAUUCCUUCACGGACCCUGAUGGCAACCUGGUGGAGGUGCGCUACGUGGCUGACGAGUUCGGCUUCCGCGCUGAGAGCCCCUACGUGCCCACGCCCCACCCCCUGCCCGCCCACGCCCUGCAGCAGAUCGCCUACGCGGAGGAGCUGAGGAAACUUCGUGAGCAGAACGGCGAGAUACAGUUCUCUUAAUUCCUGGGAGCUUGUUCACACCUGCGGUACCUGUUCUCCUUGUUCCCCUCUAGUAUCUUCCCUACAUUACCUACAUCUGUUCUUAAGAUGUUACACUUAGCUCCAAACAGCCUCGUAAGGACUAAUAAGUCUGCUGCUGUUUGUCCUUUGUGAUCCUUGGUGUUUAUAAUAAAUGCCUCACGUCCCUCCCUCCUCCUCCUCCUGCCUCGUCACCAAGUUCCUCCAUCAGAGUCCUUCACUAGUGGUUGUGGAGGUGAAAUAUAUACAUAAAUAAGUAGUCUAUUCCCCUGGGAGUCUCGUGCAUCUUUUGAAGGCAGGAGGAGGUAGGUGGGAGAAGGGAGGAGCGGCGCCCAUGCACAUAAUACAGCCACCCAGCUACUCAACCCUUGCCUCCCUAUUACUGUGGGUGGUUAGUCUGGUUUCACUCCCCUUACUGCAACUGUGUGUGGAUGAUUUCAAAUUGAGCACGACUACGAAUGCACUGAUCCACUACACCCGCCACACUACACCACACCCUCUCCCUUUAGAUAUGUGGAUACUGUACUGUACUUCAAGACACGCCCACUACUGCACGUAUUCACCUUACACCACAUCCACCCAACCACCCAACCCAUUUCUCCCUACAUGUAGGUGGAUAGCCUCAAUUUACACGCUUUCCUAUAAAUAUGUGUGGAUGAUUUCAGCCUAAAACACUAUCCACUGCACGAUCCACAGCACCACCACCACCACCACAAACCACCACCGCCACACUCACGCGACCGCCCUUUCUCCGUGUGGAUAAUCUCAUCUUAGACACGACCACUUAGCCACUUCACUACCCGCAUCCACACAUCCACCCACCCUAUACAAUCAAAAUAAUAACACAGGAAAAAAAAAAUAUAUAUAAUGAAAAUAAAUGUUCUAAAAAUAA
This is a messenger RNA of Scylla paramamosain (green mud crab), 1507 nucleotides long. RefSeq names its product cuticle protein AM1199-like. Gene Ontology annotation, cellular component: chitin-based extracellular matrix. Gene Ontology annotation, molecular function: structural constituent of chitin-based larval cuticle. The record is from RefSeq and is a predicted model, not a curated record. NCBI's taxonomy places the organism in Eukaryota, Metazoa, Arthropoda, Malacostraca, Decapoda, Portunidae.